This is a messenger RNA of Gadus chalcogrammus (walleye pollock), 1830 nucleotides long. It is a transcript of the gene acadm, whose product is annotated as acyl-CoA dehydrogenase medium chain. Gene Ontology annotation, cellular component: mitochondrion. Gene Ontology annotation, biological process: medium-chain fatty acid catabolic process; fatty acid beta-oxidation. The coding region runs from base 351 to 1613 and encodes 420 amino acids. Gene Ontology annotation, molecular function: flavin adenine dinucleotide binding; medium-chain fatty acyl-CoA dehydrogenase activity. The record is from RefSeq and is a predicted model, not a curated record. NCBI's taxonomy places the organism in Eukaryota, Metazoa, Chordata, Actinopteri, Gadiformes, Gadidae. The transcript is spliced from 12 exons.
GCCUUCACUCUUAAUGUUUCAUUGUCUCGAUCAUUAAAAAGUUAAUUCUGGAAUUUCCGUUCCAUAUAACUGCAAAUAUUGGUAAAUAAAUCAAUCCCCCUGAUGAUUGGUGAUUUUCUUUAAACGUCGCUUUAACGAAUUAGAAACUAUCAACUCUUUUCCAUGACAGACAAUUUCGUGUUGGGUAAGAAAGUAGAGCAAAGGUCUUCUCCUUCCAGUAGGGCUGGAACCAACGAAGGGAUGCUUUGUUCUGAUUGGCUGGUGUGAAGUGAGGGUUGUUUAGUAGGUCAGAGGUUUUAGAGGCAGGGGUCUUAUCGGAACGUCAAACUCUUUCUGGAUCAAUCAAAAUAAUGUUCUUCAACAAGGCACUUCGAGCCGGUGUGCAAACCGGACUCCGGCUGCAGUCCAGUCACGCUGCCGCAAGCGUGAAUGUCGCCCCGAAAGCAUCCCUUGGUUUUUCCUUUGAGCUCACCGAGCAGCAGAAGGAGUUCCAGGAGCUGGCGCGGCGGUUUGCCCGUGAGGAAAUCGUUCCCGUUGCAGCCGCUUACGACAAAAGUGGUGAAUAUCCCGUCCCCGUUAUCAACAGAGCGUGGGAGCUCGGUCUGAUGAACUCUCACAUCGGAGAGGACUACGGUGGAAUGGGCUUGUCCAUAUUCGACGCCUGCCUGAUCACAGAGGAGCUGGCCUAUGGCUGCACAGGUGUCCAGACCGCCAUCGAGGCCAACUCCCUGGGUCAAAUGCCCGUUAUUAUCGCUGGCAAUGAAGCCCAGAAGAAGAAAUACUUGGGGCGAAUGACUGAGGAGCCCCUCAUGUGUGCCUACUGCGUGACCGAGCCGGGGGCUGGCUCCGACGUCGCCGGCCUCAAGACCCGCGCCGUGAAGACCGGGGACGAUUACGUCGUCAACGGCCAGAAGAUGUGGAUCACCAACGGAGGGAAAGCCAACUGGUACUUCCUCCUUGCGCGUACCAGUGUGGACCCCAAGUGCCCGACCAGCAAGGCGUUCACCGGCUUCAUCGUCGACGCAGACACCCCAGGAAUCCAGAUCGGCCGGAAGGAGCUGAACAUGGGCCAGAGGUGUUCCGACACCAGGGGCAUCACCUUUGAGGACGUGCGGAUACCCAAGGAGAACGUCCUCAUUGGAGAGGGAGCCGGCUUCAAGAUCGCCAUGGGGGCUUUCGACAAGACCCGACCCCCCGUGGCUGCCGGAGCCACCGGCCUGGCCCAGAGGGCCCUGGACGAGGCCACCAACUACUCCCUGGAGAGGAAAGCGUUUGGCGUAGUCAUCGCUGAGCACCAGGCGGUGUCCUUCCUCCUGGCGGAGAUGGCGCUGAAGGUGGAGCUGGCCCGCAUGGCCUACCAGCGGUCGGCCUGGGAGGUGGACAUGGGUCGCAGGAACACGUACUUCGCCUCCAUCGCCAAGGCGUACGCCGGGGACAUCGCCAACCAGGUGGCCAGCGACGCCGUCCAGGUGUUCGGAGGCAACGGCUUCAACAGCGACUACCCCGUGGAGAAACUGAUGAGGGACGCCAAGAUCUACCAGAUCUAUGAAGGCACGGCUCAAAUCCAGAGACUCAUCAUCGCCCGUGAACACCUUGGGAAGUACAAGAAGUGAACGUUUUAAACCAUCGGACUAUGCAUCAUCGAAAUACCCUCCUUGCUUGUAUUAUAUUUUUUGAUAUAUUUAAUAGAAAUCACUCUUGGAUAAUACUGCUUGGAUACAAAAUCAAAACAUUUUUUGCCUUAACAUCAGCCGAAUUGUAAUGUCAUGUACUUAUCAUCAUCUUAGACGAUAUAAAGUAUGGCCUUUUAUUGUACUUUCAUACCGAUCA